Coffea arabica (coffee) is the source of this 1422-nucleotide messenger RNA. Its product is annotated as fructose-bisphosphate aldolase 5, cytosolic. NCBI's taxonomy places the organism in Eukaryota, Viridiplantae, Streptophyta, Magnoliopsida, Gentianales, Rubiaceae. Gene Ontology annotation, molecular function: fructose-bisphosphate aldolase activity. The record is from RefSeq and is a predicted model, not a curated record. Gene Ontology annotation, biological process: glycolytic process.
UUGGUUCUUCUGGACGUGCACCAUUGUUUCUAAUUUGUGUUUGUUCGCUUGACCCGCUGCUGCAUUAUCCUUAACGAAAGCCAAACAAUCAUGUCGGCCUCUGUGGGAAAGUAUGCCGAAGAACUCAUCAAGACUGCCAACUACAUUGCCAGCCCUGGGAAGGGUAUUUUGGCAGCUGAUGAGAGCACUGGCACUAUUGGCAAGCGUUUGGCUAGCAUUAAUGUGGAGAACAUAGAGUCUAACCGUCAAGCUCUUCGUGAGCUCCUCUUCACCUCACCAGGGGCCCUGGCUUGCCUCUCCGGCGUAAUACUCUUUGAGGAAACCCUUUACCAGAAAACAUCAGACGGGAAGCCCUUCGUUGAAGUCCUUCAAGAGAACAAUGUGGUUCCCGGGAUCAAAGUCGACAAGGGAGUUGUUGAACUGGCAGGGACAAAUGGUGAGACUACCACUCAAGGGCUUGAUUCCCUUGGAGCUCGUUGCGCACAGUAUUACAGGGCAGGUGCCCGUUUUGCCAAGUGGCGCGCAGUCCUGAAAAUUGGUCCUACUGAGCCAUCGGAGCUAUCCGUCCAGCAGAAUGCACAGGGUUUGGCUCGCUAUGCCAUUAUCUGUCAAGAGAACGGACUUGUCCCAAUUGUUGAGCCAGAAAUUCUGACUGAUGGAAACCAUGACAUUAAAAAAUGUGCGGCUGUUACGGAGAUUGUUCUUGCAGCCGUUUACAAGGCCCUGAGUGACCACCAUGUUCUUCUUGAAGGAACACUCUUAAAGCCUAACAUGGUCACGCCUGGCUCUGAUAGCCCAAAGGUGGCACCAGAAGUAAUUGCCGAGUACACCGUUACAGCACUGCGCCGAACUGUUCCAGCGGCAGUGCCAGGGAUUGUAUUUCUGUCAGGUGGACAAAGUGAGGAAGAGGCAACGCAAAACCUGAAUGGGAUGAACAAGUUGGAGGUGCUGAAGCCAUGGACACUCUCAUUCUCGUUUGGGCGUGCUCUGCAGCAAAGCACGCUCAAGAUAUGGGCUGGCAAGAAGGAGAACGUGGAGAAAGCUCAAGAUGCAUUUUUGGCAAGAUGCAAAGCUAAUUCGGAUGCUACUCUUGGGAAAUAUGCUGGUGGAAGUGCUGGUGGAUUGGCCUCAGAGAGUUUGUACGUGAAAGAGUACAAGUAUUAGGUUUUCUCCCUCUUGUGGCGUCUAGCAGAGCAAGGGGAUUGACUGCAAAAUGCCCAAGUGUAUUCAUUUGAAUGAUGUCUCCACUUUACGUCCUAGCAAAGUACAAAUCCUUGUUCACACUAUCAGAGUAUAUAUUCUGCAUAUUACUAAUGAAAUUAAUCUCGCCAACUCUACACUUGUGUUACAAUCUUCUCUGUAUGUCAGUCCUACAAAUCGUGGAUUGUAGUUUUAUUUGAAGUUGAAGAGCUAGAUUUCUUA